UUGGAGUUCGGGCUUCGGCCUCAGGUGCAUCUCUGAGGCGGGGCGACGCGGGAGUCCAGGUGUAGUGGAGGCAUGGACUGUAACUGUGUCAGUGAUCUGUUGCUCACCCCCCCUGUCCCUGCCCUCUGGACUCCAGGCAUUGCCUUCCCAGACUGGGCCUACAAGCCUGAGUCGAGCCCCGGCUCGCGACAGAUUCAGCUUUGGCACUUCAUCCUGGAGCUGCUGCAGAAGGAGGAGUACCAGAGUGUGAUUUCCUGGCAGGGGGAAUAUGGAGAGUUUGUUAUCAAGGACCCUGACGAGGUGGCCAAGCUGUGGGGCCUCAGGAAAUGCAAACCCCACAUGAACUACGAUAAGUUGAGCAGGGCGCUAAGGUACUACUAUAAUAAGCGUAUUUUGCACAAAACCAAAGGGAAGCGUUUCACCUACAAGUUUAACUUCAGUAAGGUGGUGCUGGUGAACUAUCCUCUGCUGGACAUGGCCAGCUCCCCCUUCCUGCUCCAGAACCACUUCAAUGGGGGCUCCGCCGCGCCCGACUGCAGCCCUCUCACACCCGAGGCCCUGCAGUCACUGUUCCCUCGUUUGCCAGAGGCAGGGAGAGGAACCUCCCUGUUUGAUCGAGUGGCCACAGCCCCGGGACCAGAGGGAGACAAACUGAGACUGGACACAUUCCCCUUCCUCAGCUCAGCCGCUCCCUGUUACUCCAAGCCCCCGUCCCUGUUGGGUCCUUACCCCCGCAACCCUCCCUUCGACUACCCCUGGGGCUUCAAUCCCUACCUCUCAGGGGCCUUCUCCCUCAACAACUGCCCCAAACUGCCCCCAGGCUCCCUCUAUCCCUCCCACUUCUACCCCAACCCGCUGCAGACCAGCCUGGGCCAGCUGCCUCACCCCUUCUCUUCCCUACUCCCCCCGGGGGAGGUGGCAGGAGGGGGGGAGAGAGGAGCAGCGGGCCAGACUGGGGUCACUAACGGCACGGCAGGUGGGCAGCCCAGACUCUGCCUGCCUCCUUAUCCUGGUGCUCUGUCGCUGGGCCGAACAGACAUUCUCAACGGGGGCUCUGUGGGUGAGAGGGAGAGAAGGGAGACCAAUACCCCAGGCACGGAGCCUGGGUUGGGGAUAGGGUUAGGGUUAGGGCUGGGUCUGGGAGGAAUGGUUCUUGGUGGUGGUGCUGGGGGGCGACAGAGCCCAUCAGAGCGGCGAAGCAGGGUGAAGCAGGACCCAGAGUCAGACUCGGACCUGGAGAUCACAGAUCUGAGUGACUGCAGCUCAGACAACGAGCCUGACUUCAGCAUCACCAAGGAGAACAGGCUGAGUGGUCGAUCACAGAUCCUGGAUGAGGCUCCUAUAGGCCUGCUUGAGACCCCUGGUGUAGAGCAUCCUUUCUCCACAGGGUGGCGAACCUGGACCUAUAUUACAAUGUAA
This is a messenger RNA of Oncorhynchus gorbuscha (pink salmon), 1419 nucleotides long. RefSeq names its product ETS domain-containing transcription factor ERF-like. Gene Ontology annotation, biological process: regulation of transcription by RNA polymerase II; cell differentiation. NCBI's taxonomy places the organism in Eukaryota, Metazoa, Chordata, Actinopteri, Salmoniformes, Salmonidae. The coding region runs from base 73 to 1419 and encodes 448 amino acids. The transcript is spliced from 7 exons. Gene Ontology annotation, molecular function: DNA-binding transcription factor activity, RNA polymerase II-specific; sequence-specific DNA binding. The record is from RefSeq and is a predicted model, not a curated record. Gene Ontology annotation, cellular component: nucleus.